AUGGCGGAUCUGCGGAAAACCUGCAUGGGAAGGUCAGAUCCAGAGCUCGCGAACGCUCUCGUUGCCGACUCCAACUCCGCGGUCAAAUGGCUGGCAAGCGAAGGGAUUCGGUUUCAGCUGUCGUUCAAUCGACAGGCGUAUGAAGUUGACGGCCGGAUCAAGUUCUGGGGUGGGCUGAGUCUCAAAACCCAAGAUGGAGGCAAAGGGCUGAUUGCCGACUACCGGGCUGCGGCCAAACGGCAUGGAGUCCGGGUGGCCUGGUCCACGGCGCUCAGCGGAAUCCAGACCGACGCGGUUGAUGGGAGCCUCAUUGCGUCGGUCAAGACGAAUGCCCAGGAGAAUGUCAUCAAAGCUGGGGCGAUCGUUUUAGCGGCGGGUGGGUUUGAGUCGAAUGCCCGGAUGCGGAGUCAGUUCCUCGGUCCUGGCUGGGAUCUUGCAAUGGUUCGAGGCACGCCAUACAACACCGGCGAUGUCCUUGAGCUCGGUAUCCAACAGCUCGGGGCUCAGCCCGUCGGCAACUGGUCCGGCUGCCACUCGGUGGCCUGGGAUGCCGCCGCCAAUCCAAACACCGGUGAUCGAGUGGCCUCCAACGAGUUCACCAAGUCCGGUUAUCCACUCGGGCUCAUGAUCAACGUUGACGGCCGCCGAUUUGUCGAUGAAGGGAUCGACAUGCGGAACUUCACAUAUGCCAAGUUUGGCCGAGCGAUCCUCCAACAGCCCGAACAAGCUGCAUUCCAGGUCUGGGAUUCUCGGACCAAGCCGUGGCUGCGACCAGAGGAAUACCGAGAGGAGCGUGUCGAACAUAUCUCCGCCGAUACUUUGGAGGAACUAGUCGAGAAGUGUGCCUCCUGUGGCCUCCAGAACCGGGAGGCAUUCCUGCACACACUUCGUGAAUACAACGAGGCCGUCUAUGCCCAUCGCCGUGAGAACCCAUCCGCAACAUGGGAUCCCGCCAUCAAGGAUGGCCUGUCGACCCAAUCAUCCGCCAAGCAACUGGCACUGGCCAAGUCGAACUGGGCCCUGCCGCUGGACCAGGGCCCUUACCUCGCCAUCAAAGUGACAUGUGGCAUUACCUUCACCUUUGGCGGUCUCAAAGUGGACGCCCGCAACGCACAGAUGAUCGCCUCGGCCACGGGCCAGCCCAUCCCCGGGGUGUACUGUGUCGGGGAGAUGAUGGGUGGGCUGUUCUAUUCGAAUUAUCCCGGUGGUAGUGGCUUGACUUCCGGCGCAGUUUUUGGUCGGAGAGCUGGCAAGGCCGCCGCGGCUGCUGCCCACAAGAGGGGGAGCAGAAGGGAGGUUCAUAUGAUUUUGCUUUGA
Molecule: messenger RNA, 1317 nt
Organism: Aspergillus campestris IBT 28561
Lineage: Eukaryota; Fungi; Ascomycota; Eurotiomycetes; Eurotiales; Aspergillaceae
Product: succinate dehydrogenase/fumarate reductase flavoprotein
Exons: 2
Coding region: 1-1317 (438 amino acids)
Source: RefSeq, a predicted model, not a curated record